This is a messenger RNA of Crotalus tigris (Tiger rattlesnake), 1097 nucleotides long. Its product is annotated as endonuclease domain-containing 1 protein-like. Gene Ontology annotation, molecular function: nucleic acid binding; hydrolase activity; metal ion binding. Bases 252 to 1076 code for a protein of 274 amino acids. The record is from RefSeq and is a predicted model, not a curated record. The transcript is spliced from 3 exons. Lineage: Eukaryota; Metazoa; Chordata; Lepidosauria; Squamata; Viperidae.
GUGGAGUUGAGAUACCUUCAGGCUGCUUUCUGCAAGCUGGAUCUCCAGAAGAGAGAUGGGCAGACUCGCAGCGCCAGAUAAAGCGUCCUUCCAAAUUGGUCGGAGGCUCGAACUGAAGGAGAUGUGACUUGAGGCUUAAACCUUGAAUAUUGGGCUUGUGGUAUACCCAGAAUUUGGCGUCAGGUGCGGCAUUUUCCAAUAUACUGAAGAGGCUGGAAAAGACACCAACUCCGUCCCGGCCCUUUCACACAAUGCUGUUGCUGAUCUUCCUCCUCUCGGCGAGCUGGAGUAACCUGCCCACAAACGGAGAGGUGGUGGACUCCUUUGAAGAGACUUGUCCCCAGUUUUUUCUCCGAGAAACCCCACCAGUUAUAAGGCACCCUCCACGCUCUGCCCGGAUUUGCCAGCGUUACCAAAACUUGUAUCGCUUUGCCACUUUGUACGACAAAGACAACCGCGUCCCAGUAUAUUCGGCGUAUAUCUAUAAACCUGGGACGGCUAAGAGGCCCAAAAAAUGGAUGAUUGAACCUCAGCUCAUCAAUUCCUCUUACCAACCAGAAAUGGAAACAGAAGGGGAAUUCCUGAAUCAAAAGGGUCCCAAAGAAGCUCUGAAGGACAGCCAGGCCAUCUUGCAAGACUACAAGAACCUGACCAGUUACAACAGAGGCCACCUGAAUCCAAACGGGCACCAGCCGGACUACGCCGCCAAGUCGUCUACUUUCACCCUGACGAACAUCGUCCCGCAGUUCAUAAAGCUCAACGGCGGAGCCUGGAACAACUACGAGCAAACCACCAUGAUUCAGAUGACCAGAGGGUGCCAGGAGACCUUUGCGGUGGUGGGGGCAGUGCCAGGAAACACCUACAUAUCUGGCGGGAGGGUCAACAGGCCCAGCCAUUUGUGGUCUGCGGCCUGCUGUGUGAUAGACAACAAUCAUCUGAGAUCCUGGGCCAUCCUUGCUAGGAAUGACCAAAACGUGGUGGAAAAAAUCACUCUGGGCCAGUUGGAAAACCGGCUCGCACGGCUGUAUAACGUGAAUCAUGUCUCUCUGUUUCAUGGUGACUGCCCCCGGCAAUAAACUAUGUCUCUCUUGCACCAA